CCUCGACGCCCCAACAGUGCAUUCUGGGUCCAACCCAAGAUGGCUGCGCCCUUGCAGAAGUGCUGAAGAAAUACCUCUCCAGAGAAAUUCUCGGGAUUGUGUGUUAUUUCAACGGAAACCAUCACCCCAAAUCAGCUACCGGGGUCGCUGGUUUGUAGAAGAAGACCACACGGUCCCAGUCAUCGAUAAGUGUGGCCUGAGCUUCGUGUGGCUGUGGCAGACUGUCCGCGUGAAGAUGGGCCUCGUCUCCAGCCCCUUCCCAUAGCGAAGAGCCGUGGGGAGAGGAGCCGCAGAUUCUCCUGCAAACAAGCGCCCGUCCAACUUGGGUUUGACGGCUUUGACAUACUAUACAGGCUUUGGACGCUGCCCUACAAUUUUCUGACCAGGAUUGUUUGUGCCACUGUGUCUGUCAUCGUCCGGAGACGAAGAGCUUCCCCAGUCCCCACCGCACCAAGGGCCCUGAUGAAAAUGGACUCGGACUUGCUUCAUUCGCCGGCAGUGGGCCUGGCAGAGGAGGAGGAGGCCGACAUGAAUGACUGGAAACUUCCCCUGGCCUUCAUGAAGAAACGGCACUCGGAGAAGAUUGAGGGCUCCAAGGCUUUAGCGCAGAGCUGGAGGAUGAAGGACAGGAUGAAGACUGUGAGUGUAGCGCUGGUGUUGUGUCUCAACGUGGGAGUGGACCCUCCUGAUGUGGUCAAGACCUCCCCCUGCGCCCGACUGGAGUGCUGGAUAGAUCCUCUGUCGAUGAGUCCACAGAAAGCCCUGGAGACCAUAGGGGCCAAUCUGCAGAAGCAAUAUGAAAACUGGCAACCAAGGGCACGUUACAAACAGAGUCUGGACCCCACGGUGGACGAGGUGAAGAAGUUGUGUACGUCGCUGAGACGCAACGCCAAAGAGGAGCGAGUCCUCUUCCACUACAACGGCCACGGGGUGCCACGGCCCACUGUCAACGGAGAGAUCUGGGUCUUUAAUAAGAACUACACCCAGUACAUCCCGCUGUCCAUCUACGACCUGCAGACGUGGAUGGGGAGCCCGUCCAUCUUUGUGUACGACUGCUCCAACGCGGGAAUCAUCGUCAAGUCGUUUAAACAGUUCGCCCUGCAGAGAGAGCAGGAGCUGGAGGUGGCAGCCAUCAACCCCAGCCACCCGCUCGCCCAGAUGCCUCUGCCGCCCUCUAUGAAGAACUGCAUCCAGCUUGCUGCCUGCGAGGCCAGCGAGCUGCUGCCUAUGAACCCCGACCUCCCAGCCGACCUCUUUACCUCCUGCCUCACCACGCCCAUCAAGAUCGCCCUCCGAUGGUUUUGUAUGCAGAAGAGUGCCAAGUUGGUGCCAGGGGUGACGUUAGACCUCAUCGAGAAGAUCCCUGGCAGGCUCAACGACAGACGCACUCCCCUCGGAGAGCUCAACUGGAUCUUCACAGCCAUCACCGACACGAUCGCCUGGAAUGUGCUGCCGAGAGAUUUGUUCCAGAAGUUGUUUCGUCAGGACCUGCUGGUGGCCAGCUUGUUUCGCAAUUUCCUGUUAGCAGAGAGGAUAAUGAGGUCGUACAACUGUACACCGGUCAGCAGUCCCCGUCUGCCCCCUACAUACAUGCACGCCAUGUGGCAAGCGUGGGACCUGGCCGUGGACAUCUGCCUCUCUCAGCUGCCGACCAUCAUCGAGGAGGGCACUGCCUUCAGACUUCUGGGGUCUCAAUGCAGCCUGAAAGAAAGACAGCAGGCAGGACUCAGGGCUGAAAUAACCACCUCCACCGUCUCUGCAUUAUUUUGGCACAGUCCUUUCUUUGCGGAGCAGCUGACGGCGUUUCAGGUGUGGUUGACGAUGGGAGUGGAGAACAGAAACCCCCCUGAGCAGCUCCCAAUCGUCCUGCAGGUCCUCCUCAGUCAGGUGCAUCGGCUACGAGCUCUCGACCUGCUCGGACGGUUUCUGGAUCUUGGUCCCUGGGCCGUCAGUCUGGCCCUGUCUGUGGGGAUCUUCCCCUACGUACUGAAGCUGCUCCAGAGCUCAGCCAGAGAGCUGCGGCCUCUGCUGGUUUUCAUCUGGGCUAAGAUCCUCGCCGUGGACAGUUCAUGUCAAGCUGACCUGGUGAAAGACAACGGACACAAGUACUUCCUAUCGGUGUUGGCUGACAGUUACAUGCCUGCUGAGCAUCGAACCAUGGCUGUCUUCAUAUUGGCUGUUAUCGUCAACAGCUACAACACAGGACAGGAGGCCUGUCUGCAGGGCAACCUGAUAGCCAACUGCCUGGAGCAGCUGUCGGACCCCCACCCCCUGCUCCGCCAGUGGGUGGCCAUCUGCCUGGGCCGCAUCUGGCAGAACUUCGAACCGGCGCGCUGGUGCGGAGUUCGUGACAGCGCCCACGAGAAGCUCUACACCCUGCUGUCGGAUCCCAUCCCCGAGGUGAGGUGUGCGGCUGUCUUUGCUCUGGGGACGUUUGUGGGAAACUCUGCUGAGAGGACGGACCACUCCACAACCAUCGACCACAACGUGGCCAUGAUGCUGGCCCAGCUCAUCAACGAUGGCAGCCCUGUGGUCCGCAAGGAGCUGGUCGUAGCGCUGAGUCACCUGGUGGUCCAAUACGAGAGCAACUUCUGUACAGUCGCCCUCCAGUUUAUAGAAGAGGAGAAGAACUACAUGGUGCCGUCACCUGCCAACACUGCAGAGCCUGGUAACCUGACUCCAGUGAGGGACAGCCCGGCCAUCCCACGCCUGCGAUCGGUCAACUCCUACACCAACAUCCGAGCUGCUACCACCGCCCGCAACCUGAACAAGAGCCUGCAGAACCUCAACCUCAAUGAAGAGGGGGGACCAGCAGCCUUCUCUCCGGGUAACCUGAGCACCAGCAGCAGCGCCAGCAGCACCCUGGGGAGCCCCGACAAUGACGAGUACAUCCUCUCCUUUGAGACAAUCGACAAAAUGAGACGGGUGUCCUCCUAUUCUUCCCUCAACUCCCUCAUAGGUGUUUCCUUCAACAGUGUUUACACUCAGAUCUGGAGAGUGCUACUACAUCUCGCUGCAGACCCUUUUCCUGAAGUGUCAGAUCUGGCCAUGAAGGUCCUCAACAGCAUAGCAUACAAGGCAACGAUGAACGCUCGGCCCCAGAGGAUCCUGGACUCUGGAUCGCUCACCCAGUCGGCCCCAGCCAGCCCCACCAGCAAGGGCACGCACAUCCACCAGGCUGGUGGCUCUCCUCCCAUGCCCAGCACCAGCAGCUCCAGUCUGACCAACGAGGUGCCCAAACCCCCCGCCAGAGAGCAGCCGGCCACACGACCUCCCUACACCCCCACGUUGGGAGGACAGGCGCCCCACUCCCACCAGUUCCCCCGCACUCGCAAGAUGUUUGACAAGGGACCUGAGCAGGCAGCUGAGGAUGGUGACGAGCCGGGCGGUCACAGAAACUACAUCAGUCCCUCCCUCCAGACGGGCCUGUGUGAUUGGAGCGCCAAGUAUUUCGCUCAGCCUGUCAUGAAGAUUCCAGAGGAGCAUGACCUGGAGAGUCAGGUGCGGAUGGAGCGACAGUGGAGGUUCUUGAGAAACACUCGCGUCAGAAGACAGAGCCGAGGCAUCACACAAAAGGGUGUUUCCCGUCUAGAUGAUCAAAUAUUCAUCAACCGCAACCCUGGAGUACCAUCUGUUGUGAAGUUCCACCCCUUCAACACCUGCAUCGCUGUGGCCGACAAGGACAGCAUCUGUUUCUGGGACUGGGAGAAGGGCGAGAGACUGGACUACUUCUACAACGGAAACCCUCGUUACACUCGCAUCACAGCCAUGGAGUACCUGAACGGACAUGACUGUUCAUUACUGCUCACUGCUACAGACGACGGAGCAUUACGUAUCUGGAAGAACUUUGCCGACCAGAAGAACCCGGAGAUGGUGACGGCGUGGCAGGGCCUUUCUGACAUGCUGCCCACUACCAGAGGUCAGCCCUCCACCAGCGCUCACAGUCUAGCCAGAAGGGUCUCCAUCUAUCUUGACAGGAGUAAGCAAGGAGGUGCUGGCAUGGUGGUCGACUGGGAGCAGGACACGGGUCUCCUGAUGACCUCUGGAGACGUACGAGUGGUCAGGAUCUGGGACACCGACAGGGAGAUGAAGGUCCAGGACAUCCCGACAGGAGCAGACAGCUGUGUGACCAGCCUCUCCUGCGACUCCCAGCGCUCCCUCAUCGUUGCCGGCCUGGGCGACGGAUCUGUGCGCUUAUUCGACAGGAGGAUGGGUCCAAACGACUGUCGGGUGAUGACCUACAGGGAACACGGAGCCUGGGUGGUCAAAGCUCAUCUGCAGAAGGAGACAGACGGACAUGUUAUCAGUGUCAGUGUUAACGGAGACGUUCGAUUCUUUGAGCCGCGGACACCGGACUCCAUCAACGUGUUGCAGACAGUGAAGGGGUUAACAGCCCUGGACAUCCACCCACAGGCCAACUUGUUCGCCUGUGGGUCGAUGAACCAGUUCAUAGCAGUCUACAACGCUAACGGCGACGUGAUCAGCAACAUAAAGUACUACGACGGCUUCAUGGGACAGAGGAUCGGGGCCAUCAGCUGUUUAGCCUUCCAUCCUCACUGGCCCCACUUGGCGGUCGGCAGUAACGACUACUACAUGUCCAUCUACUCAGCAGAGAAGAGGCUCAGAUAACACACCAGCAUACAUCACCCCCCCACCCUCAUAUGACUUCUGACCCUGAGCCUCGAGCUCCAGGAUGUAAAUGACGUUUUUGUUGUACAUAUGCAAUUACCACCCUGAAUGUUCUCGUGAUGGCUGCUGACAAAAACUCGAUAUAUAUUAUUAUUCUCACUGUUUAUUCAUAUUCUUAUUAUGAAGCUAAUGAUUGUAGACUUGGCUGUGCUGAGGAGUGUGUAUAUUUAAAUAGCGUAUACUGAAGAAUAGAGGUUCUAUUUUAAAAGGAGCAGUACUCUCCUCCCUGCCACUCAGCGAGCAUCACUACCAACCUAGUCAGAACAGAGGGGUGGGGGGGGGGGCGCCCAGAGGACAACACACACUGUUAAACACAUUCACUGAUCCAGGAAAUACAAGACUCGCCCUCCGCUGGACCCCGGUGUGUUCAUUUUAAUGGCCGUCUCACAGCCAAAGGACUCAGAGUUGUGCUGCACCGCUGGCCAGACGUCUGUAGGGACGGACCCAGAGCAGGAGGACUCAUUCUGGCCCGACGCGUCGAGCAGGCAGACUGUGUGUGUGUGUGUGUGUGUGUGUGUGUGUGUGUGUGUGUGUGUGUGUGUGUGUGUGUGUGUGUGUGUGUGUGUGUGUGUGUGUGUGUGUGUGUGUGUGUGUGUGUGUGUGUUAAAGUGGAUUAUAGCACAGAUGUGCCCCACAGUGGGUUUUCAUAGCCUUGGACUUAAAAAGAUGCCUGCUCCCAUACUACAACUCUCCUUCUUGCUUCCCUGACCCCAGUGUGCCAAACAUAAUCUUAUUUUCCAUGCAAGCCCCUUUGUUGUGGCUCAGGGGGACUUUCUGUUUAUUUUUUUACGUAUCUCCUGUGAAAAGGAAAAACCUCCAUUGCCCCUAGGAUGAUACGUACGCUGAUAUCGAGCACCGUGAGAGGAGGGUUAGAUUUAGUAAAAAGCUGAGCACCCAGUCCUCCAGCGAGCCUGCAGUACCUGCCCGCAAAGCAAUAAAAACCCACUUCCAGGUUUCAGUUUCUUGUUAUAGACUCAUCAUACAAUCAGAUGGGAAAUAUAUCAAUUUAAUUGAUUUUCCUGUGAUUGACUAAACUUUCUGCCAAUCAAUAUGUCCAACUUCUCCCCAUGUGGAAUCAAAAGAUUGCAGAAGAAGCCAUGUAAAUAGAGUGCACUGGUCUGAAAAACCCUCCUUUAUUUAUUUUUUUAUCGUGGCCCUUGUGUGCCAGUUCAUCAUUUUCUGGCUUCAUAAAUAGAAGUUGACCCUGGCAGCUUAUCUAACUGCAGUGCGGGGCAGCUUUCUGGUUUCCAAAUAGUCGAGACAAUGUUGGAGCACACGGCUCUGUAGGUUUAGAGAACUUCUCUGUUAUGUGACUCAUCACACCACCUGCCCGCCCCACUGCUUGGAUCAUCUUUCACUUUGAUAAAACUUUAUUUUUUGAUUUAGAUUUUACUGCCAGGCUUUGUUUGGUUUGAUUUUGUUUAACAAAGUUAGAGACAUAAAGUGAGUUGCAUGCAUUACAUCAGAGCUUUAACUCCAUACCGCUUCAUGCUCACUGUGUCAAGUUUUAGUCUGCGUCUUAAAUCUUGCUCAGGAACUUUAUGAGCCAACUCAGCCAGCCUCCCCAGUGUCUGCAGUAUGACGGACAGGUGUACUCAGUCAUGAGCAAGUCAUUGUGGUGCUGUUUGGUAAAGACGCCCUUUUUAUUAUAAGGGGGCCUCUGAGUUUGUUUAGUUUUUCCGUGCAGUAUCACCAUCGACGUGCCUCUUCUGUGGGGCUGCAGCUUUGCUUAUUUAACUUUUUUCUCCCUGUUUUGUAAUUUUAUGUUUUUAAUUCUGCAGGCAUUUUGUUUGCCUUAGCCUCAGUGAGGUGGAGGGGGAAAAAGUGGAGACAGCCUUACCCACACACACACACACACACACACACACACACACACACUCACUUCACCAAAGUCUUUCCUGCUAUGCCCCCUUUCAUCGGCAAUGUACCCCCAAUGCCCACCUCACCCCUCUGCAUCAGCUGUUACGAGCUUUGCUUUUCACCGAAGAAGUUAGCGGACUCGUGGGCUGGAAGUGAACUGGAACUCGCACCAUGCAGUCUGCAUUAGUCCCCACCAUCACCCCGUCACUGAGCUCACCCUGCUUCACCGGUUCAGCCAAAAAAGUGCAUUUUGGCGACGGGCCAUUUGCUCAGAAUCACAAUUAUCUCUGCUUUGAGUUUUAAGAUUUUAGAUCUGGAGAAAAAGAAGACACUUUAACAAAGUAGUAAAGGAACAAUGAAAACAAUCAGGUUUGUCUCUGAGACUUUAGACUGCUUUGCUGACUGUGGUUUAUAUGACAGGAGAUGAAAUAAACCAAAUACAACACCG
Molecule: messenger RNA, 6997 nt
Organism: Cottoperca gobio
Lineage: Eukaryota; Metazoa; Chordata; Actinopteri; Perciformes; Bovichtidae
Gene: rptor
Product: regulatory associated protein of MTOR, complex 1
Exons: 37
Coding region: 463-4629 (1388 amino acids)
Biological process (GO): cellular response to starvation; TORC1 signaling; positive regulation of cell growth
Cellular component (GO): cytoplasm; TORC1 complex
Molecular function (GO): protein-macromolecule adaptor activity; protein binding
Source: RefSeq, a predicted model, not a curated record